Cajanus cajan (pigeon pea) is the source of this 1492-nucleotide messenger RNA. RefSeq lists its product as uncharacterized. Gene Ontology annotation, molecular function: double-stranded DNA binding. Lineage: Eukaryota; Viridiplantae; Streptophyta; Magnoliopsida; Fabales; Fabaceae. Gene Ontology annotation, biological process: regulation of DNA-templated transcription. The record is from RefSeq and is a predicted model, not a curated record.
GAAAUCUGUGAGUGAGUAAAUAAUAAUAAAUGGUGCCUAAUUUUCUCAUUGCAAGAUUAAUUGCAUCAUCAUUAACACGCUACAAGAGCACCCAUUUCCUGUUGGGUUCACAUUCUCUGCUGCAACACAAACACAAUGCUUCACUUUUUCUCUUCAAUUCAUACACUUCUGGUGCAAUCCACCCCAAAGGUGACACCUUUACAGUGUCUUACCUCGUCAACUCAUGUGGGGUGUCCCCAACACUGGCCAAGGAACUCUCCAAAAGGGUCAAUUUGAAAACCCCAGAUGGCCCAAAUGCUGUUAUUGAUCUUCUCAGCAACUAUGGGUUCUCCAAAACCCAGAUUGCAAAACUUGUGGAAAAGCAUCCCUUGGUGCUUGUUGCAAAGGCAGAAAAUACCCUUUUGCCUAAACUCAAGUUCUUGAGAUCUAUUGGGGUUUCCAAUACUGAUCUUCCUAAGAUUCUGCUUCGAAACCAUGUUAUAUUGAUGUGUAGCUUGGAAAAUUUCCUCAUCCCACGUUAUGAGAUCCUCCGGGGUAUAGUUCAGGAUGACCAGAAAGUUGUUAGAAUUUUGAAAAGUGCUGCAUAUAAUAUUACAUAUGCUGACGUGUUGAAAACCUUGGUUCCAAACAUUAAUGUUUUGAGGCAAUCUAGUGUGCCUCAGGCUUCCAUCUCUCUCUUGAUGGUCUAUUUUUCUAAUACAGCACAUAUGAAGCAUUCCAAAUUUUUGGAAGCUCUCAAGACAGCAAGGGGAAUUGGGUUUGAUCCAUCGAAAACAAAUUUAAUACAUGCUCUCGUUGUGCUUUUAAAUACUAACAAAACAAUGCAGGAUUCAAAGUUUAAGGUUUAUGAGAGGUGGGGUUGGAACCACAAAUUGGCUCUUCAAGCAUUUAGGAAGUUUCCCGUUUUUAUGAUGUUGUCAAAGGAGACAUAUUCAAAAAAAAUGAGUUUCCUAGUGAAUGAUAUGGGUUUGCCAUCAGAAGAUAUUGCUGAAUAUGCUCAGGUUCUGGCAUACAGCUUGGAGAAGAGGAUCAUCCCUAGAUUUUCAGUUAUUAAAAUCUUGCAAUCAAAAGGUCUGCUUAAGAAAGAUUUGCACUUCAGUACCUUUAUGUGCAUGAAUGAGCAAAACUUUUUGAUGAAAUUUAUGAUCAAUUUUCAGAAUGAUUUGCCUCUCUUAUCAGAUGUCUACAAUGGUUUGAUCAAUCAAUCAUCAAAAUGAAAUAUGGUCUCUGAAGGUUUUUGCAGACUGUAGUCCUAACUUUCAACGUCUUCGUUUGAGUGCUAAAUUGAACUGAGUUUCAUUUACUUUUACUUUUAAUAUCAUCAUUUUACGAUUUUUUUUUUCUUUGGUAGAGGGACUUUUGGUCAGAUUUAUAACAGAUUGGUUUUAUAAUCAAGUGUAUGAAUCUACUUAUUGGUGAUUUUCAUUUUCAGUAUUUUGGUUUCUUUAGUUCUAUUCAUUCCAGACAACACAUUAAAAGAUGAGUUCUUAUG